Messenger RNA from Arachis stenosperma, 3087 nucleotides. RefSeq names its product probable inactive leucine-rich repeat receptor-like protein kinase At3g03770. The transcript has 9 exons. NCBI's taxonomy places the organism in Eukaryota, Viridiplantae, Streptophyta, Magnoliopsida, Fabales, Fabaceae. Gene Ontology annotation, molecular function: protein kinase activity; ATP binding; protein binding. The coding region runs from base 432 to 2804 and encodes 790 amino acids. The record is from RefSeq and is a predicted model, not a curated record. Gene Ontology annotation, biological process: protein phosphorylation.
AUAAAGAGUUCCCUACCCUGCAAGAAUCUUUCUUUUACCCUUUUCCUUCUGAAGCUAAGCUAUGGCUACACCCUUUAGCCAUUUCUUUCGUACACAAAAAUAAAAUUAAAAAAAAAGAAAAAAGAAGAAAAGAAUAGAAUUAGAAGGUGGAAAAGCAUUUUUCAAAGAAGAAAAGAAGUUAGACAAUGGAGGAAAUAUCAAAUAUGUGUCAGUUCAUGUGUGAGUGGGAAUGAUGGAGUUUCAACUUGCGAAAGUGAACAGUUGGUUUUAUUUGCUUCAGUGAUAAACUGAAUGUAUGGUUCAGAAAGUUUUGGAUUUUGCUCUAUUUGAUGGCCUCUAAUUCAUAUAGGGAUUCUGUUUGAGAUAUUGCUCAAAAGAACUUGUUGAAAAUAGAACACUGAACAUUGAACUUGGUUCUGCAUAAUUGUAUAAUGGCAAAUAGAACUCAUCAUCCUUCAGUGUUUCUGGUUGUGAUUACAAUUUUACUUUCCAUCUAUCAAUCCGAGCAACGGCAAUCACAGCAAUCUCUGAUCCUCUUAAGAAUUCAACAGAUAUUGAACUUUCCUGUUGAAUCAAGCAAUUGGAACAAUAACCACUUAGAUUUUUGCAAGGGAGAUUCAAAUUCUUCUUCUCUCACUGUGGUAUGCUAUGAAGGAAACAUAACACAGCUUCACAUAAUUGGUGACAGAACUUCACCACUUGCCAAGAAUUUCUCAAUGGAUUCCUUUGUCAAAACCUUGACAAGGCUUCCAAGUUUGAAGGUCCUCACACUGGCCUCUCUUGGUUUGUGGGGUUCCUUGCCUGACAAGAUUGCGCGGCUGCAGUCAUUGGAAAUCGUUAAUGUUAGUUCCAAUUUUCUGUAUGGUGCCCUGCCUCGAGAGGUUUCAUCGCUGUCGAAUCUCCAAACACUCAUUCUUGAUAAUAAUUUGUUUUCCGGCCGGCUUCCAAAUUGGCUUGACUCACUUUCAACCUUAAGAGUGUUAAGUUUGAAGAACAAUGUAUUCAAUGGAUCGCUUCCAAAUUCUCUUGGUAGCUUGGAGAAUUUGAGGAUUCUUUCACUUUCACAUAACCACUUUUUCGGGCUAGUACCUGAUUUGAGCCAAUUGACAAAUCUUCAGGUGUUGGAACUGGAUGAUAAUGCUUUUGGACCGCAGUUUCCUCGGCUUGGUAACAAAUUGGUUACUUUAGUCCUAAGGAACAAUAGUUUCAGGACUGGAAUCCCUGCUGGAUUAAGCUCAUAUUUUCAGCUUGAACAAUUCGAUAUUUCAUCAAACACAUUCGUGGGGCCAUUCCAGCCAUCAUUGCUGUCUCUUCCUUCCAUUACCUAUCUGAACAUUUCUGGAAACAGAUUAACAGGGAAGCUUUUUGAGAAUCUGUCUUGCAAUACUCAACUUGAAGUGGUGGAUUUAUCUUCGAAUCUUUUGACAGGUAGCGUACCGAAAUGCUUGAUCUCGAAUUCCAGUAAUAGGACUAUACUAUAUGCUAGAAAUUGUUUAGAAACAAGGAAUCAGAUUCAGCAGCCGGCGCCGUUUUGCCACACGGAAGCUUUAGCCGUUGGGAUAUUACCUGAGAUAAAAAAGAAGCACAAAGAAAAAGUUUCUAAGGUAGUUAUCUCCCUUGGCAUAGUAGGUGGAACUCUUGCAGGAGUAGCACUUGCUUUGUUGACUUUCUUUCUUGUUAGAAGAGGAAAUUCUAGAAGAAGAAUGAAGAAUCCUCCAACAAGGUUUAUAUCAGAAAAUGCAGCUUCUGGGUACACCUCUAAGUUGCUCUCUGAAGCAAGAUAUAUAUCGCAAACAAAGAAGUUUGGCACGGUAGGCCUACCAAGUUAUCGAAGUUUUUCAUUGGAAGAGAUCGAGGCAGCUACAAACUACUUCGACACGGCUUCUUUAAUGAGUGAAGAUUCUUAUGGCAAGAUGUACAGAGGUCAGCUGAAGAAUGAUUCGCUCGUCGCCAUAAGAUGCAUAAAACUGAAAAAGAGGUACAGCACGCAGAACUUCGCACACCACAUAGAGUUGAUAUCGAAACUUAGGCACCGGCAUCUAGUCAGUGCUCUUGGACACUGCUUUGAAUGUUCUCUAGAAGAUUCAAGUGUCAGCAAAAUAUUUCUUGUCUUUGAAUACAUACCGAAUGGCACACUCAGGAGCUGGAUAUCUGAUGGUGACACAAUGAAAUCAAUGAGUUGGAUCCAGCGCUUAGGAGCCGUGACCGGAAUAGCAAAGGGAGUUCAAUUUUUGCAUACAGGGAUUGUCCCCGGUGUAUAUUCGAACAAUAUCAACGCCGAAGAUGUUCUACUGGAUCAGAAUCUUGUUGCGAAAAUCUGCAGUUAUAACCUGCCUUUGUUAUCUAACAUAGGAAAGAUUCAGCAUGGAAGUUCUUCCAGCGGAUCGAAAAAUUCUAGCAUGAAAAAAAGUGUAAAUUAUGAAGAUAAGUCUGAUAUAUAUGACCUUGGAGUUAUUCUACUGGAACUUAUUCUUGGAAGGGCAAUAAAAUUAAGCAAGGAUGCAGAUGCUUUUAAGGAACUGUUACAAGCAACCAUAGUGGCUGACGAGGAAGCUCGAAGAAGCAUCAUCGAUCCUGCAAUUCGCAAGGAAUGCCUGGAUCAAUCAUUGAAGACAAUGAUGGAGAUAUGCGUGCGGUGCCUCGCUAAAGAACCGGCAGAGAGGCCAUCCAUAGAAGAUGUGUUGUGGAACUUGCAAUUUGCAGCUCAGGUACAGGAUGCAUGGAGAGGAGACUCUCAAAGCAGUGAGGGAGGCUCACCACCUGCCUUAUCACCUCUUCAAUCUAGAAGAGUUUCCUUCCAUUAGUGUUAAAUGAAACCUUUUAUGGUGGUAAUAUUUUUUUUUCUACAAGCCUAAAAGGUUAGAGUGGUUAUAGAAUGUGAGCUUCAUAGUUUAUAGCAUCAGAAUAGUGUAUGUUCCUCAUGUUGUAACUUCUUAAACCUUCAUACUUCUAAGCUUUUAAUGAAAAACUAAAUAUUGUCAAUUGUUGUUUGAAGCAAAUGAAAAGAUUAGAAAAAUGCAUAAAGCAGUACAUCAAUAUGUCCCUGGAAUGGAGAGGAAGGUCAAAGACGUCAAAGUAUAAACAGUG